CUCGCUCCCAUCGCCGCCGGACGCGACGGCCACAACACCGGAGCAAAUAAUCGGAACAAUUCCGCGUUCCCCCAUCCCGGAAAUAUCCCCAAACCCUGGCCUCCCUGCCCCCGCCGCCGCCGGCCGCCAGAUCUCCGGCCAUGGACGACGACGGCGCGGCUUCCCCGUCGCCCUCGCCCUCGCCCUCCCCGUCGCGCUCCCCGUCCCCGCUCCCCGUCGCCGACCCCGUCACGGUGGCCGCCGCGCCGCCCGGCCACGUCGCCGUCGCCAUCCCGCUCCGCAAGCCCUCGCCCUCCUCCGGCGGCGGCGGCGGGGGCGGGCGGGAGGACGCGUGGAGCGACGGCGCCACCUCCACGCUGAUCGACGCCUGGGGGGAGCGCUUCGUGGCGCUGGGCCGGGGCAGCCUCCGCCACCCGCAGUGGCAGGAGGUCGCCGAGGUCGUCUCCUCCCGCGACGGCUACUCCAAGCCGCCCAAGUCCGACGUCCAGUGCAAGAACCGCAUCGAUACGCUCAAGAAGAAGUACAAGAUCGAGAAGUCCAAGCGCGGCUCCUCCUGGCCCUACUUCGACCGCCUCGACGACCUGCUCGCCCCCGUGCAUAAGCCCAAUUCUUCCUCCUCCUCGGCGGCCGCGGCCGCCCGGAGCGCCCCGCCCAUGGUGCCGCCGCGCAUCAACUUCCCGCAGCGCACCCGGACGCCGCUCCAGCCCUCGGCGGGGUCCAAGCGGAGGAUGCCGUCGCCGCCGCCCCAGGCGUCCGCGUCGUCCGAAUCCUCCGACGGCUUCCCGCCGGAGACGCGGUCCGCGUUGCCGAACGGGAAGAGGCAGCGCGUGGAGGAGCACACCCCAGCCGCGGCCGCGAACGGCGCGGAGAGCAGCGACAGCCGCGCGCAGGGCCUGCGCGACCUGGCGCAGGCGAUCCGGCGGCUCGGGGAGGUGUACGAGCGCGUGGAGAACGCCAAGAGGGAGCAGGAGUUCCGGAUGGAGCGGGAGCGCCUGGACGCCGCGCGGGAGCUGGAGGACCAGCGCGCGCAGUUCUUCCUCAAGAUGCAGAUGGAGCUCACCAAGGCCACCGGCGGCGGCGCCAGUGCCGCUGCCGCACCUGUGGCCGUCCCCAUCCCUGCCGAUGGCAACGGCACGCGGAGAACGGGUAUGGCCGCAGAGGUCGCCACCAGCAGCAAUCAUCGCGUCCGGUACCGCAUCAAAGGUAGUAUCCACCAGCACGCUGCGCAGCAGCCACAUUACCAGAACAAUGCCACUGGCAAUGGCAGUGACUCGGACAACAAGGAAGCCGAGGAGGAUGCAGAAGACGAAGAGGAAGAGAGCCAGUAAUGGCUCUCCUCUCUAUUCCUCUCUAGCAACGGUAAUUCAACAACAAUUUGCAUUGUUAGUAAAUGUUACAUUGCUCUGGUAGAAUUUGCUCCCAGUCCCAGAUAGGCUGAUCUGGGUCGGGAGCCAAGAAAGGGAUAGUGAGCUCAACUAGGUGGUAGUGGCGGUGUUAGCAACAAGCAAGGAUUAGCAAUUUGAGUUGUGGUAAGUACCUGAUAGUGUGGGGGUGAGUGUGUAACUAGUACCUGCCUGUUGUGCUCGUGAUUUUCAUCUGUCGUUAACAAAUUACCAUGUCAUUAAAUGUAACAUGCUUAUUUUCGUUGCAAGAAUAGCUGUAACUGUGCUUAUUCUUUGGAAUGGGUAUAUCGGUGUCCUGUGGAGAAUAUGUUCGGUG
This is a messenger RNA of Setaria italica (foxtail millet), 1719 nucleotides long. RefSeq names its product trihelix transcription factor ASIL2. The coding region runs from base 141 to 1328 and encodes 395 amino acids. Lineage: Eukaryota; Viridiplantae; Streptophyta; Magnoliopsida; Poales; Poaceae. Gene Ontology annotation, molecular function: transcription cis-regulatory region binding. The record is from RefSeq and is a predicted model, not a curated record. The transcript has a single exon. Gene Ontology annotation, cellular component: nucleus.